GUUCUGUGACGUUCAGGAACAUCCGCCGCCAGAUCAGGUUGUGUCUUAGGAGGAGUAAGAACGGAAACCCAUUAAUUUAACCAUAAUGUCAGCUGGGAAAAUUGUCGUGUAUGGUGGGCGUGGUGCCCUGGGUGCUGCCGUUGUCAAGCAUUUUAAGGCGAAGGAUUUUUGGGUGGGGACCAUUGACUUGGUAGCCAACGAUGAGGCAGAUGUCAACAUCAUUGUAUCAAGAGAAGCAAACUGGUCUGCACAGGCAGAUAAAGUCAUUUCUGGCCUGGAGGCUGCGCUUGGUUCAGAAAAGGUAGAUGCUUUCAUCAAUGUCGCAGGUGGUUGGGCUGGUGGCAAUGCUGGAAGCAAGGAAUUUCUUAAGAACUGUGAGUUAAUGUGGUCCCAGAGUGUGUGGUCAUCUACCAUCACUGCACAGGCUGCCUCACGUUUCCUUAAGGAAGGAGGAUUGGUGACCCUCCCUGGUGCACAGCCUGCAAUUAAUGGAACUCCAGGCAUGAUUGGAUAUGGUCUAGCCAAGGCAGCUGUCCACCAGUUAACAAAAAGUCUUGGGGAGGACAAGUCUGGGUUACCAAAGGGGACAACAGCUGUUGCUAUACUUCCCGUUACUCUUGACACACCUAUGAACAGAAAAUGGAUGUCCAGUGCAGACUUCUCCACUUGGACCACCCUAGAGUUUGUUGCUGAACUUUUCCACAAGUGGACAACUGGAAGUGAUAGACCCUCUUCUGGCAGCCUCGUGCAGCUCAUCACGAAGGAUGACAAGACAGAAUUGGUCAUGGCUUAAGACUUCCUACACAUCAGGAUGUGUAAUUGGACACAAGAUUCAUGUACUUGUACUAUAUUAUUUACAUUGUUUUGCACUUGACAUAUUAUGAUAAUACAUGUUGAUAUUUGUUGGAUCUGUUUUUAUUUUUCUUCAUCAUAGUUUACUUUACCAUUAGAUCCAUUAAAGUCCAUUAUUUUAUUGUAAUAUGUUGUUGUACAGUACUUUCAAGAGCAUACAUUAUAAUCAUGGGGAUCGGAGAUGAUCAACUGUUGUAUAAUUUUAUAGUGUGCCUGCAAUUAUUAUUGUCAGCGUUAACAAAUGUUGAUUUUUUUGUGUCGUCAUAUUUUGAUAACCCCAUACUGAAUUCACUCUAUAUUUGAAAUGUAACAUGUACAGGGGGUGAGAUACAUCGUCUUCAGUCAGUUGUUUUAUUGUGUACUGUAUACUGUAUUUGCUUUGCUGUUUUAUGAUUGAAGAUGUAUUUGAAUUGCAUUUAAUCAGGCUGGUGCAAUGUGUUGCUUGCUGACUAACAGUAUCCACUCAACAGAUAUAAUUGUUGUUGGUAUUUAUAUAUUCUUAGGUAUUUUCAGUUGCACAAAGGAAAAAAAAUGUACCUGUACAUCUUGAAUGUUGCUGUGUAAGUUUUCUCAUUGUAUCUAUCUGUCUGUCACCAGUUUAAUAUUUGUGUGAGUGCCACACAUGCAGGUUGAAAUAUGUAGACUGUUGCAGUAUUCAUAUCUAACCUGUAAGUGCGACUGGUCAUGAUGCCCCAACCUAACCUAUAUAGUUAGAUUAGAUUGGGACGGAGUCAACCUGCAACCCAUUAAGUAAGUGCCUAGCUUCAGAGUAACCGAUGAUCAAAAAUUUAUUUUUAUAAAUGUAAAAAAAUAGCAGAUGCUUCACCUUUGUAUCUCCUUAGAAAAUGAUAGGAAAGAUUAAGGUGCUCAAGUGCUUCCUUGUUAAAUGACUAGUAUUAAGACUGCUGUAAACAGUUUCAUUCUGCAAUGAAGAAAAUAAUUAAGAAAGUGUUGAAGACAAUAAGAAUUAAGUGUGUUUCCUUGUAAAAAUGUAUAAUUAAGAUUAUAAAAUUUUCAAUGCUCAAAAAUAUUAAACCACAUUUUACUGCCAGAAUGGAGAAGACUUCCCUAUAGCUUCCAUUAAAAUGUUAGUUUGGCUGAAAUCCAGUAUUGAUCUCUACAGAUUUAUUCUAUAGCUGGAAAGUUAAUAUGUACUUGUACUGUAAUAUAUUUUGUAUGCUUCCUUGUACAUGUGCAGUACGUAUGAAUGCUGGAAUAUUUGCUAACGUAGAGCUAGAUUGUUUUUGCAUCAAAGAACACAUGUAGUUUCAAAUUUACAAAGUGUGUGUUCACAAAAAUUGUUAUACAGGUAUAGAGAGUAAAUUGUAAAAAUUUAGGUGUGUUAACUUUGUGCUUCCCUUGAUGCACCCUAUUUUUUUUCACAUUUUUACUCUCGUGUACCAUUAUUGUGAAUGAUUUGACCGAUUAUUUACCUUGUUCAGGUAAAGAUGUUACUGUCAAAGUGGUUGUGGUGAAGAUUUAAUAUUUGUUUGAAAGGCGAGAAUUCCAGCAAUGAAAAGAUACUGCACUUAGUACCUAGAUAAUUUACAGGUGUAAGAAGAUUGAUAAGCCUUAUUUUUUUUAAGGAAAAAAAAAAAUUAGGGUUGGCUGUGGUCACAAGCUUAUACAUUCCCAAUGUCAUAACUGUCAAAAUAUAGAGCCUAAAAGAAG
Molecule: messenger RNA, 2523 nt
Organism: Homarus americanus (American lobster)
Lineage: Eukaryota; Metazoa; Arthropoda; Malacostraca; Decapoda; Nephropidae
Gene: Dhpr
Product: dihydropteridine reductase-like
Exons: 6
Coding region: 86-793 (235 amino acids)
Biological process (GO): L-phenylalanine catabolic process; tetrahydrobiopterin biosynthetic process
Cellular component (GO): cytoplasm
Molecular function (GO): NADPH binding; 6,7-dihydropteridine reductase activity; NADH binding
Source: RefSeq, a predicted model, not a curated record